Carica papaya (papaya) is the source of this 1275-nucleotide messenger RNA. It is a transcript of the gene CXIP2, whose product is annotated as CAX-interacting protein 2. NCBI's taxonomy places the organism in Eukaryota, Viridiplantae, Streptophyta, Magnoliopsida, Brassicales, Caricaceae. Gene Ontology annotation, cellular component: mitochondrial matrix. The record is from RefSeq and is a predicted model, not a curated record.
CUUCUUUCCAGCAAAGAAGCAGAAGCGUGCCAAAGAGGCACUUCUCACUCACCCAUCCCUGGAAUGGCGACAAUCCACUUCUAUUCGCUGCAUUCAUCUUCUUCCCUACCAAGCAUCUCUUCUUCACAUAUUCGCCAAUAUUCCCCCAACCUCUCUUCUUACUUUCGUUCUAAACCUUCUCUCUCUUAUCCCUUCAUUUCCGCCAAACCUUCCCAUACAAUCAGGCCUCGCUCUCUCUCAAUUGCUUCGGCUCUGAAGAACCUCGCAGACUCGGAGCUGAUUCCCUUUCCAUCAACGGCCGAUGAAUUUUCAGCGAAAUUCCCUUCAACUUCCGGUGUCUACGCCAUUUAUGACAAGAACGAUGAGCUUCAAUUUGUUGGCAUAUCAAGGAAUGUAUACGCGAGCCUCUUCUCUCAUAUGAAGUCGGUGCCGGAGCUAUGCGGCAGUUUCAGGGUUGGGGUAGUAGAUGAUCCUGAUAGAACAGCUCUAAGACAAGCUUGGAAAUCAUGGAUGGAAGAAUAUAUAAAAGCCACAGGAAAGGUCCCGCCUGGCAAUGAAUCUGGUAAUACCACUUGGGUCAGGCAACCACCAAGGAAGACGGCUGAUCUCCGACUUACACGUGGUCGUCAUGUCCAGCUGUCAGUCCCAUUGGAAGAGCUUAUCGAUCAGUUGGUAAAGGAGCAUAAAGUGGUUGCAUUUAUCAAGGGAUCAAGAAGUGCCCCAUUAUGUGGAUUCUCACAAAGAGUAAUCAGCAUUCUAGAGAAUGAAAGGGUGGAUUAUGAAAGUGUUGACGUGCUUGAUGAAGAGUAUAAUUAUGGAUUGAGGGAGACUCUAAAGAGAUAUAGCAAUUGGCCUACGUUUCCUCAAAUAUUUGUGAAUGGAGAACUGAUCGGAGGGUGUGACAUCUUGUCUUCUAUGCAUGAGAAAGGUGAGCUAGCAGAUUUGUUCAAGAAAUAGUUGCUUAAUUUUGCCAUUAGUUGCUGUUUUAUGAUAUGGAGAAACGUCGAGGUGAAAAUGAGAAGAUAAAAAUGAAUGGGCAAAUUGAUCUUGUAAUGAUUAACUGUCUUUAUUCGUAUUCUGGAUCUUGGCCAUAUGGGGGGAAAGAGUGAGCGAGCAGCAGCAGAACGAAUGUGAUGGACCGACUUAUAACUGUUUGAUGAUCUGUUUCCCUUCAUAUUUUCUCUAGUGAUUUGAUUAUACUUUGAACUCAGACUUUUUGCUCCAAAGCGUUUUGGUUGAAUUGAAUUGAUGAAGAAUUAAAUUCUAGCAUCCAAA